GACAUAUUUUUUGUGUAUCACGUGUCACGUAUAAUAAAUAUCACGUUAAUCAGGGCAUAUGAACGAAAGCGAAAAUCAUCUAUUGCGAAAACGCAAGUUCGGGGAAAGUUUUGCAUUGUUUCGUAUUUUUUGCCAAAAUAUUCGGAACAGACCCAGAUGAUUCAUUGUGCAUUUACGGUAUAUACAUUUUGAACAUUAUUACUGAUUUAUGUUAGACACACUUUGCCAUUAGUUUCGCAUUGAUAUACUAAGAGCACAUGCAACGACAAACAGCGGGAAAGAUGCAGAAGUGCAAGUAAACGACAUGCUUUGCAGAAAUUUCAUUAGGCUUAGAGACUAAUUGCAUAUAUUUUGAUUCCACAAAUAUGAGUAGCAAAGCACUGAAGAAAGAAGAUGUUAAGAAGAAUCUUAGAUCCCUGCUUCUGUCUGCACCAGCUGCACUGACAAUCGACGAAUUAAAGCGUGACUACCAUGACUUUAUUAUGGAGCCGAUUCCCUAUAGGGCACUGGGAUACGUCACUCUGGAAGAUCUUCUCAAGGACAUGCCAGAUGCCCUGCAUGUGACAUGGAGGAAAGGUGUGAUGUGUGUUGCUGGCAUUGCUGAUUCUAAUACGGCUCACAUCCAAAAACUUGUUUCUAAACAGAAAGUUGCUAACAAAAACAAAUGGGCUACUCUCAGAAAAGGGGGCCCUCCGCCACAGAGACACAAAACCCAACAUCCUCGACCUCUUCCUACUGUGCCACCUUUCAUAAGACACCAUCUAGGGCAACUGUUUAAAUCGUAUCCAGAUGGUUUACCAUUUACACAUUUUGAUGCUGCAUUCUCUAAAAGGUUUAACAUUCAAAUUGAUCCUAUCAGACUAGGGUUUUCUUCUUUGAAAGAAUUAUUACAGACUGUGCCACAUAUUUUGGAAGUUAAGGAGCUGCAGAAUGGAGAAGUGCGUGUGUGUCCAGUUGCCAGUAGUUCUAAUAAUUGGCCACAGCAGUCUAAAGAACAUCCUUUUCACAAGUCAUAUCAGCCAAAUUUACCACCAAGGCUGGAAAGACAAAGGUCUUCAGAAAACAAGAACAAUGCACAGCCAUGUCUUAGUUCAACAUUUCCAUCAGGAAUUGCAGAAGAGAUGAGAAAUGUACAACCUAAGCCACAGAUAAAUCCAUCUCAGUCACAGGGUGUAGGAAGAGGGAAGAAAAAGAGUUGUUUAAACAGACAGAAUGAUGGCCCUAAACCAAGGCGACGGUAUGAGAGUGAGGAAAGCUCUGGGACAUUCUCAUCAGAUGUCAGUGUGGACUUUGAAAGCACCAUCAGUCAUCAACUUCUGUAUGAACUUCAACAGGUCUUAAGUGAAAAGCCAGAGGGACUCUGGGCUACUAAACUACUAGCAGCUUACAAGGAGACUUUCAAUAAAGAGCUAAAACCCCUGGACCAUGGUUACACUAGUAUAAUAGAAUUGUGUUCAGCAUUGACACAAGUCAUCAGAAUGGAAAGACCACAUUCUAAGGGAGACUGGAAAUUGUUUGACAAAAGACUGCCCUCCCCUCCACAAUUAGAUAAAGCAGAACAGAAUGAGGCAUCAGGCCGCCAGAGACACAGCAGUGAGUUGUAUGCAGACAGUGUCUUCAAGGAAACCGUUCGCCAGGUUUUACAGGCCCAUCCUGAGGGAGUAAGACUACAGGACCUUGGUAGAGUGUUUCAGGAAGAAACGGGCAAAUCUCUGGAAUGGGAAAAGCUGGGAUUUACAAGAAUUGAGAGCUUUGCUCUCUCCAUGGCAGACACCGUCCUACGAUUCGAAUACAAAGGCAAUAAUUACAUUUCCCUGUAUGCCAUUGAUGAUGGAUCUCCACCCAGAACAAACCUCCUCAAACCAAGGGAAGCCACAUAUCAGCCACCGGCUAUUGCUUCCCCACCAUGUGAACGAGUCACAGACAGCAACAUUCCCUCAGAUGCCAUUGGUGUUGGCAGUUACUACAGCCAGGUUGAUCUUCCUCCCUGUAACAGCUGGAUAGAGGUUUAUGUUUCCAAUAUUGCAUCUCCAGGACAGUUCUGGUUCCAACUCCGAGGGACCAAGACCUCUCUAGCACUCGAAAAACUGAUGAAUCAUUUAGAAGAAACCUAUUGUGGAGAGUUUGGCUUAAAGUAUAGCAUUCCCAGUGAAAUGGUGACGGUGGGCCUCAUUGUAGCAGCAAUAUUUCCCGAGGAUGACAACUGGCAUCGCUGUGUGAUUACUGGAAUGUCGCCUGGAAACUAUGUAGAGGUAUACUUUGUGGACUAUGGGAACACAUGUGAAGUUCAUCGAAAUAAUAUACGUUUAUUAAGAUCAAAGUUUUUUAAACUGCCAGCACAGGCUAUUACAGGCCGACUAUCAAACAUCCAACCAGAAGAAGAUGAAUGGAGUUUGGAAGCCAAUGCCUGCAUGCUGAGGCUUGUCAGGUGUCGACCGCUAGUGGCCAUAGCAACAUCAGAGAAGAGUCGUGUAAUGUCCCUCUGCCUGAGUGACACUUCCGGGAAAGAAGACGUCCACAUCAACGAUAUCCUGAUCCAAGAGGGCCACGCCCAGUUUGUCAUUGAUAAUCCUGACCUUGUCUACACUGAGGACCCACAAGUGAUUACAGACUUCCCCUUCUCAUGUGAAUCCGAGACAGGGAGCACAUUCUCAGAAUCCACAUAUUUUGAAAAUUUGGCAUCUCUUGGCUCAUCAGAGACCGCUAGUAGACAUUAUGUUCUACAGCUGCAGUUGACCUCAGCUGUGAUCCAUUUAAUUAACCUGGAGGGAGUGGCCUAUCUUCUCUCUUCUGAGAUCUCGUCUUUCUUCUGGGACGAUGAUGUCCUAACCUCCAUGUUAUUCCAGAAGAAAUCACACAUCAACAAAAUCAAGGUCACUGUGGAGGAAUAUCCUGCAUUGUUCCAUGAACUUUAUCAAUAUGGAGUAAAAAGUGUCAAGCAGAAAGUGCUCACCCUUUAUGAACUCAGCGGUGUUCCUGAUAUACUCCGGCUGUUCCAGUGUAAAUCUGAAGAAUUUAAGCAGAAUGUGCCACAGCUCAUAGAAAGUUUUGAUCCAGAAGACCCCUACUGGAAGGGUGAAGACUUUGAAAUGACAGGCAGUGAGAUGGAGCAACUCAGCACAGAUGAAAUUAACGAAACUCUGCAGAUUCUACAAUUCAAAAGGAAACGCGUGUUGCAGUCAAUGCUGAGCAGCACUGAAAACACGGAGGAAGUUGUAAAUGAACUUAAUGAAGUUGAAACCAAAAUAAAACAUCUAAGGAGUUUGAUGAAAAGCAAACAAGACAUUUCUGGUAGGGAAUCUGAGGCUAGUGUUAUAGGGGCUGAGAGUAGAGUGGUGGAUCCGGGACAGUUUUUGGAUGUACGGAAGGAAGAAAGGAGGUCUCUGCCAGUGUCUCCACAAAAAAUAGUGUUUGGAACUGAUUUAUCCUCCAAGCCGGUAGCCACAGUCGCCAGUAUGCCCCAACCAAAGCCAGCUGUAACAGAAUCACCAGUACUUACUGAAAAUCCAUCCAUUCCUCCUCUGAAUGCAGCCAGCAUCCUACAACAAAUCACUCAACAACAACAGCAUCUCAACAUGUUCCAGACCCUCCUAUUGAAUCAGUAUACCGGCUCGGCCACCAACUGUCCUCUGGGCCCUGAUCCCUUACUUCAGGUGCCCCCUAAUUCUGCUCCAGGAUUGAACAUUCCAGGUUUGGGAAGGGGUAUGCCUACCCUGAAUAACCCACUGGGAAAUUUCUUGUUACCCGGACUGGUGCCGUUGUUGGAGAAUCUGAAUCUCCGACAGGAUGGGCCCACUUCACAGUCUCCGGGAGGAGGACAUGGACUGCCCAACUUUCAAAAACAAAAUCCAAGUACGGAAUAGCUGAGCAGACUUCUUGUGACUUUUUAUACCAGUGUUUUAUAAGCUUUAAGUUGACCCAGUGAUACUUGUACUGAUGUCCCUUUGAUACGGUGAAAGGAGAAAUGACGUGGGAAUAUUGAAAGAUUUUGGCAUUUUUAUUUGAAUAUUUUAUGUGAAGCGCUAUUGUGGAGAUAUUCAAAUUCUUGUGACCACACUCCUAUUCAAAAUCAUCUUUUUAAAAAAAAAAAAAAAUACUGACAGACUUUGUGUAUGUAAAUAAUUUGUAUUCUUGUGCAACAAUGCUGUUUUCAAUCGAUCAAUAGAAUUAUGUGUUAUGGUGCUUCAUUUUAUAUUCCCAAAGAGGGAACUGUUAUUGUAUAGAGACAGUUGAUUAAAAUGUUCAUAGUAAAGGUCAACAUUUGU
Messenger RNA from Ostrea edulis (European flat oyster), 4265 nucleotides. RefSeq names its product tudor domain-containing protein 5-like. The transcript is spliced from 22 exons. Lineage: Eukaryota; Metazoa; Mollusca; Bivalvia; Ostreida; Ostreidae. Bases 366 to 3863 code for a protein of 1165 amino acids. The record is from RefSeq and is a predicted model, not a curated record.